Aplosporella prunicola CBS 121167 is the source of this 1829-nucleotide messenger RNA. RefSeq lists its product as uncharacterized. Bases 130 to 1359 code for a protein of 409 amino acids. The record is from RefSeq and is a predicted model, not a curated record. Gene Ontology annotation, biological process: peptidyl-serine phosphorylation. The transcript has 7 exons. Gene Ontology annotation, cellular component: nucleus; cAMP-dependent protein kinase complex. Gene Ontology annotation, molecular function: cAMP-dependent protein kinase activity; ATP binding. NCBI's taxonomy places the organism in Eukaryota, Fungi, Ascomycota, Dothideomycetes, Botryosphaeriales, Aplosporellaceae.
GCCGCUUGCUGCCUCUGCCGAGUCGCAGGCCCGCUCUCGCGAAACCCAUGCGCGCAGACAUGUUCUAACUGAGCGCGCCAACCCAACCACGACCACAUCCUUCCCACCGCCUCGUCGCGCACCACGGCUAUGGCCGCAGCAACCUCCGCAAUGCACCACCUCGUUCCGCACAGCAUGCGCAGCUCCAACCACAACGGGCACAGCGACGAUCGCAACUCCUCCAACCAAUCACAGAAGCACAACAGCCACGCGGACGCGAAGCAGCGCGAAGAGGAAAAGAACCGCUUGGCCGAAUGGGAGGCGGAGAAGGAUCCGCUAGAGCCGGAUGUUGUAGCCGCCGAUCCCACCAAGAAGAGGGUCGGCCAUUCAGCCAAGUACCUACGCUGCGAGGACUUUGAGCUGGUGAAGACACUGGGCACGGGGACGUUCGCGCGAGUAUGGCUUGCGCGCCUCGCAAAUCCCCGUGAAGGAGAUCGGGACAAGGUCUUCGCACUCAAGAUCCUCCGCAAAGUGGACGUGGUACGGCUCAAGCAAGUGGAACACGUCCGCAAUGAACGCAACGUCCUGGCCGCUGUUGCUGGUCAUCCCUUCAUAACGACCAUGGUCGCCAGUUUCCAAGACCAGGACUCGCUCUACAUGCUCCUCGACUACUGCCCCGGUGGUGAAGUUUUCAGCUACCUCCGUCGUGCACGGCGUUUCAAUGAGCCGACGUCCCAGUUCUACGCCGCGGAGAUUGUGUUGAUUCUCGAGUUUUUACACGAAAAAGAAGGCGUCGCUUACAGAGACUUGAAGCCCGAAAACAUCCUGAUAGACGCUGAAGGUCACCUGAAGCUUGUCGAUUUCGGAUUCGCAAAGAAAGUUGAGCAAAGAGAAACGUACACGUUAUGCGGAACCCCAGAGUAUUUGGCUCCUGAAGUGAUCAGGAAUACCGGACAUGGUUGCGCGGUCGACUGGUGGGCUUUUGGUAUUCUCGUUUAUGAGUUCUUGGUCGGCCAACCUCCUUUCUGGGACCAAAACCCUAUGAAGAUCUAUGAGCAAAUUGUGGAAGGGCGUGUUCGCUACCCUUCGGCCAUGUCGCCUGACGCUCGUGACCUCAUUGGCAAGCUUUGCACCGUCGACACGUCCAAACGCCUUGGCAACAUCAAGGGCGGCGUUGGAGCCGUCAAAGCACAUCCCUGGUUCCGUACCAUCGACUGGGAAUCUUUGUAUUACCGGAAGGUCCCGGGCCCAAUCAUUCCGCAUUUGAGAGGACCGGAUGACACUAGGAAUUUCGAUGAGUAUGACCCCGAGCCGGAAGGGCGUCCGCCAUAUACGCAAGACAUGGCGGACAAGUACGACGAGGCGUUCAAGGACUUUUAGAUGAUAGCAUCGGCAACGGUCGUUUGGAAAGAGGAGGUCACCGGGAGUUGUUGGCGGCGAGUUGUGCUUGUACAGAGAGCACCGUGAACUGUAUAUGAAAACGGGCGGCACAAGUUCCACCUGGGCCAAGGAACUGUUGGAUACCCAACGUCGCUUGGAAUACGUUUGACGAGUCCCGAGUCUGGUGUUUUACGGAGGAUUGGAAAGGUUUUGAUACCUGCCGUUUGUCUUUUUCUUAUGGAGGGAGUAGUAGCGGCGCUGCCGCUGCUGCGUACACUGACCCAUGUGGUAUAGGUAUUGUUCUCUUUGAGAGUGUAUAGUUGUACCUACUUAUCACGUUUUCUUUUUCUCAUAGGCCAGGCUAUGCCCUGUAGAUGUUAGCGACAGAACAGCGGCAAUGCCGGUAAUGCAGUUACGCAUGACGGUUGCUCUGAUGAUUGAAUGAAAUGCGGAGUUUUUGGGGGGCUUUG